AUGUCGCCCCCUACACGCACACACACCCCCUCCCGGUCACCUCCCUCCGGGGGCCCCUCAAACGCCUCAGCCCCUGCGCCACGGCAGAACUCACCUCCCAUGGGCCAGCGGGUCCGGGGUUCGCGGCGAAGCAGAAACAGCUGCCGCCUACGGCAACUGGCGGGCGGUCACGGCCCCUACCCCCCGCGGGUCCGCGAGCCUGGCAAGGGCACCACUGGGGGCGGCGCGAGCCCUCCGCCUCCGCCCGGUCACGUGGUCCGGAGCCCUGGGCUCCCCUCGCCUCCCCGCGGCGUCCCUCCGCCACCUAGGGGUCCCGCAGCGAUGCCAGCCCUCAACGCCUCCCUUUUCUGCGCCUGCGCCCCCAGCUGCAGCCGCUCUCAUUCAAACCGGCCACGCCCCGCGUCUUUCGGACCCGCCAAUGACCGGCGGCGGGGCGGGGCGCGGGGGGGCGGGGCGCGGCUUUCGCCCCCUCGCUGCCUUCUCCUGCCCGCCCAGGACCUGCGUGACGCACGAUGGAGACAGUCGGCGCAAACCACACCUGCGGCUACGAUUAAGAGCCUGAGACCAGGCGGCAGGGGACGGGAGAGGUCGGGCUGCACCGACGUGGACGACGCCGAUUUUUCAGAAGAUACAACUUGUAAGCAGCAGGAGGAGCUGCCUUAUGACGGGGGUGAUUAUGACUUUACCUCAAAAAAUGACAUCCUCGAGGGCUCACAUCAAACCAUUUUAACAGCAGAUGGCCCUCAAGAGAAGGCUACACAUGACAAGACCCGCACAAACACAGCGAAGGCCAUGCCUCUGGGUAAAAUUACUGAAAGUCCUGUCAACAGAAAACAUGACAAAGAGAAGCAAUGCGCCGCUGUAACUCCCCACAUUCCAGCUGACAAAGGAGACACCUCAAAGUCCAACAUUUCCAACAUUUUACUCCAUCAUCUUUCCGAAGAGCACUUCUUAAGAGGUCCAGGCAUCGACUGUGAAACUCCCCCAGAGAUCUCAAAUGCUGACAGUUUCGAAGAAGCAGCUAUUAUGAAAAACAUUGUUUCAUGUUAUGUUAAGAACUCUUGGCCAAAAGAACAAACCUCAGAACUCACUGACCAACUUAACCCCGAAAGCGAUGGUGAAAACAGCAAUGAGCCCAGUUGUUCUCUGAACAUGGCAGAAGAAAAUACCUCUGAUUUAGAAGAGCCGGUGGCCGCUGGAGAUAGCAGCCAUCAAGAAAAUUCAAAUAUUCUAACUAAAAUCAAGGGUCCAAGUGAUAAACAAAAAAGCUGUCAAGGGCAGUCGCCCCAGAAACAGCAGACUGAAAAAGCAGGCUCAGGCAGUGCAUUCAAAUGCUGCCAAGGUCACGCCCAUUACCGGCUCCCUGAUUUCUCUAAGGCUGCUCCCAAAGUGAAAAUUCCUAAAAAUAACAUAGUUAAUAAACCAUUUACAACAGCUAAACAAGCCAGCUUUUCUCCUAAAUUGAGAAGUAAAUCAGCCAUGGUGCAAGAUACUUUAGAAACCAUGCCUAAGCCAAAGUGUGUUGAAAGACGACAUCAAGAGCAGACGGGGAAAAUGACUGAACCUUCACGACAAUUACAGAUGGAGCCUACAGGACAUACCCAACAAGAACUGCUCACAGGAACAGAAUCUGAGACAAGCCUCCUUAAGGUGUCAUCGACCUCUCAGAGAGACCCUUCCUCAAGUUCUUCUAAUAUAUUUCAAAAGAUAUCUCAAGGGAAACAGAUGUGUCAGAAGUUAAAAGAACAGACUGACCAACUGAAGGCUAAAGUACAAGAAUUUUCCAAAAGAAUAAAACAGGAUUCUCCCUGUCAUUUGCAAGACAAGAGACUGGUCCUGGAGCACCUGCAGGGACAUCUUGAACUGCUGGAGCAGAAGUUUCUGGCCACCAAGGACACACAGCUGGCUCUGCAGCAGCACACGCACAAGCACGGAUCUGCAACCAUUGGUGACUUUGAUCCAGAAAGAAAAGUGGAAGGUGAAAUCUUCAAGUUGGAGAUGCUACUUGAAGAUGUGAAAGAAAAAAUUGACAAAAGCGAAUAUACUUCAGCUCUCUCUCUCCCUGCGAGUUCUCCAGGCAUCCCGAAUGGCUUGGCAUCCAGACCUUCUUCACUCUCACAUGAGGUUCCCAAGGAGCACCCUGGCUGCCCUCCCGGGGCCGGGGCCCAGGUGAAGACGACAGGGACACUCCAGGGAGGGCCGCACGAGGCCCCCUCCAACAAGGAGCCCCACGAGCUGGCCCCGCAGACUGAUGGGGAUGCCCAGGGCCAGCCAGAUCAAACGGCCACGGCGCUGUCUUCUGAUUCCAGGGAGGACGUCUGCGGCACCUCGGGAACGCAGGAACAUGCAGAGACGACGGCACCCAGUCUGAGCUGUGCCUUCUGCCGCCAGCGCCUGGAAUGGAAGCAAAAAAUGGAGAAAAAAGGCCACGGAAGGAUCAACCUUGGAGGGUUUUCAGUUGUCAUUCAAGAAAAGGCACUGCGCUCAGAUUCAGCUCUCAGUUCUAAUGCAGGACACAGCUUCUGUUCUGAUCCUGGAACCGGACGGCAGGGUAGCAAAUGUGAGGACGGCGGCACUAAGAUUCCUAACUCCAGAAGAGUCUGCAGUAAAGAACCACCUAAAGAAUUUCAUUACAGAUACAACACUCCAGGACAGAAUUACUUAAAUCAUAGCGAAAGAGGUGCCUUUGGCCAGCCCCGCUCUUUAGAUGAAAGUAAAACUUCUUCACCUUCUCGUUCAAAACCAAAAUGGAUCCGUUCCCAAAGAGUGAGUUCAAAAUCCUUUCAAGGUGAACGUGAGCCCACACCAGGAAAGAAAAACCCUCAGGCUUUUGAGACUUACAGCUCAGACUCUGCAACACCCUCAGCCCAUUUCCGCUCCUGCAGGAUCUCUGGAAGGAAAUCCUUGGGUGACUUUGACAGCACUGAAGAAACAAGAUCUGAGGUUUUAAACUUGGCUUUGGACCAUGCCCUAAGGACAGCAACCAAUUUGAAGGAAACUACUAAUCAAAUGAUUAAAACUAUUGCAGAAGAUCUUGCCAAAGCACAGAGGUGGAGAAAUCGACUGAAAUACUAG
This is a messenger RNA of Propithecus coquereli (Coquerel's sifaka), 3075 nucleotides long. It is a transcript of the gene AKNAD1, whose product is annotated as AKNA domain containing 1. The record is from RefSeq and is a predicted model, not a curated record. Lineage: Eukaryota; Metazoa; Chordata; Mammalia; Primates; Indriidae.